Spinacia oleracea (spinach) is the source of this 1910-nucleotide messenger RNA. Its product is annotated as cytochrome P450 81Q32-like. The record is from RefSeq and is a predicted model, not a curated record. The transcript is spliced from 2 exons. Lineage: Eukaryota; Viridiplantae; Streptophyta; Magnoliopsida; Caryophyllales; Amaranthaceae. The coding region runs from base 87 to 1697 and encodes 536 amino acids. Gene Ontology annotation, molecular function: monooxygenase activity; oxidoreductase activity, acting on paired donors, with incorporation or reduction of molecular oxygen; heme binding.
AAAAUUAAAAAGCAAAUAAAUCACAUCCAUACGAAUUUUGUACUGCGUUGACAUUUAAUCACAUCAAUACCUUCAGAACAACAACAAUGGAUGAAACAUUGAUCUUACUAUUAAUAUCAAUAAUUUUCAUAGUAUUGAUCUUCAAAUUCAUGGUCCAAAGAAAUACAACAACACAAAACCUUCCUCCAAGUCCACCAAGUCUUCCAUUAAUAGGCCAUUUACACCUUCUAAAAGACCCAGUUCACAGAACCUUGCAGAAAAUCUCACAAACUUAUGGCCCUGUAGUUUCCCUUCGUUUCGGUGUUCGCCUCGUAGUUUUAAUCACAUCCCCAUCUGCUGUAAAAGAAUGUUUUACAAAAAAUGACAUCAUUUUCGCCAACCGUCCUCUUCUACUAAUGGGGAAACACCUGGGUUAUAACUUCAACACCAUGAUCACUGCCCCGUACGGUGAACAUUGGCGUAACCUGAGAAAGAUAAGUUUACUCGAACUGCUUUCGACCACUCGUCUCAAUCUGUCUGUUCGUAUCAGGAGAGAAGAAAUCAAGCAAAUGAUUGGUAGUUUGUAUGGAAGUUUGAGUGUUGGGUAUGCUAAAGUGGAGCUGAGAUCGGUGUUUCGUGUUCUGGUUUUUAAUAUCAUGAUGAGAAUGAUUGCUGGGAAAAGAUACUAUGGUGGUGGAGGAGCGGUGGUGGGUGGUGAAGCAGGGGUGGUGGAUGGUGGAGCAGGGGUGGUGCUGUUUUCUGACGUAAUUAGGGAGGUUCUUGAGCUUGCUGGUGCUUCGAAUGCUGCAGAUUUUCUGCCUGUACUGAGAUGGAUUGAUUAUGGUGGAUAUAUAAAGAAGAUCAAAUUGCUUGCUAAGAAAACGGAUGCUUUCUUACAAGGUCUCAUUGAUGAGUGUAGAACUAGAAAAGGUGUACUAAACAAAGAAGAUGAUGAAGAAGAAGAAGAAGAAACUAUGAUAGACCGUUUGCUUUUGUUACAGGAAUCAGAUCCAGAGUACUACACUGAUGAGACUAUUAAAGGGCUUAUAUUGGUUCUGCUAGUUGCUGGGACAGACACUUCAUCAACAACAAUGGAGUGGGCAAUGUCACUCCUUCUCAACAAUCCCAACAUUUUAAACAAAGUUAAAUCCAAAAUCGACACUCAAAUCGAACAAGAUCAUCUGAUUGAUGAGUUAUUAGACCUUCCUAAACUACCAUAUCUUCAAAACAUCGUCUCAGAAACACUAAGGAUGUUUCCUGCAGUUCCUCUUCUAUUACCACACAUGUCAUCCCAGAAAUGUCAGAUCAAUGGGUUUGAUGUACCAUCUGGAACAAUGUUACUGGUCAAUGCUUGGGCUAUUCAUAGGGACCCAAAUCUGUGGGAUGAACCUACAGAGUUUAAACCAGAACGGUUUCAGACUUCAGAGGUUGAUGAUGAUGAUGAUCAGUAUAAGUUUAUACCUUUUGGUACAGGAAGGAGGGGUUGCCCUGGUUCGAUAUUGGGUAAUAGAAUGGUUGGGUUGGGUUUGGGUUCAUUGAUUCAGUGCUUUGAUUGGAAAAGGGUUAGUGAUGAGGAAGUUGAUAUGAUGGAAGGGCGAGGGCUUAACAUGCCAAAAGCAGAGCCUCUUGAGGCUAUGUGUAAAGCACGGCCAAUCACGGCCCGUUUAACUUCGUCCCAGCCCGGCCCAGCUCUAACCCGACCCAUUGAACAGGUCUAGUCGUACAUACAAACUUAACAAGAGUUUUAGACUUCAGACAGUGUGUCAAGCUAAUUAAAAGUGGUUCAGUUAAGCUGUAAAUUGUUAUUAUUUUCUGACAUAAUUAGCAGUUUCUUGUGGCAACAGAACUUUUGGAUUGUAUGAAUGAAUUCUGUGGUUAACUAUAUACUUAACAUGCUAAAAGCACAGCCAAUCAUGGCCCGUUUAACUUCG